Cyprinodon variegatus (sheepshead minnow) is the source of this 2132-nucleotide messenger RNA. RefSeq names its product cell division cycle 37 (gene cdc37). NCBI's taxonomy places the organism in Eukaryota, Metazoa, Chordata, Actinopteri, Cyprinodontiformes, Cyprinodontidae. The transcript is spliced from 8 exons. The record is from RefSeq and is a predicted model, not a curated record. Gene Ontology annotation, biological process: protein stabilization; protein folding. Gene Ontology annotation, cellular component: cytoplasm. Gene Ontology annotation, molecular function: protein-folding chaperone binding; protein kinase binding; heat shock protein binding. The coding region runs from base 237 to 1364 and encodes 375 amino acids.
UUUCUAGAAUUCUGUAGCUGCAUCUGGCUAGUAGUUGCUGGGGAGCUCCUCCCGUUUGUUCUGGGAAGAGAAAAUCAUUUAUUUUAUAGAUUCCACACAGCCUCGUAUUCCUAAGUAGUGCCGCGCGUUUGGGUGUUUUGCUGCCCAUUGCAUUUCCACGUUAGACUUGUUUAACGCUUCCUUUUAUCCGACUUAGAGGAGGCUAACUUGGUUAGCUUCGAGUUGUUUCUGGCAGGAUGUCCAGGAUAGACUACAGCGUGUGGGACCACAUUGAGGUCUCAGAUGAUGAAGAUGAUACUCACCCAAACAUUGACACACCGAGCCUCUUCAGAUGGAGACACGAGGCUCGUGUGAACAGGAUGGAGGAGUUUCAGAAGAAAGGAGAAGAUAUCAACAAGAGUCUGAACGACUGUCGGCGCAGGCUGGCAGAGACACAGAAGAAACUCCAGCAGCUGAGCGUUGCCUCAUCAGAUGAUGCCAAAGCAGAGCUGAGCAAAGUCCAGGCUGAGGAAAAGAAAUUAAAGAAAGAGGAAAGAGACUGGUCGAAGAAGAUGGAGGAGCAUCGGAGGGAGGAGAAGAAGAUGCCCUGGAACGUUGAUACGCUCAGCAAAGAGGGUUUUAGCAAGAGCAUCGUCAAUGUCAAACCUGAGGCAGGGGAAGAGACUGAAGAGGAGAAGGAGCAAAAACAUAAAACCUUUGUGGAGAAGUACGAGAAGCAGAUCAAACAUUUCGGCAUGUUGCGGCGCUGGGAUGACAGCCAGAAAUACCUCUCUGACAACCCGCAUCUUGUAUGUGAAGAAACUGCUAAUUACCUUGUCAUCAUGUGCAUUGACCUUGAAGUGGAAGAGAAACAUGCAUUGAUGGAGCAAGUGGCUCAUCAGACUAUAGUGAUGCAGUUCAUACUUGAGUUGGCAAAAAGCCUGAAAGUGGACCCCCGUGGCUGCUUCCGCCAGUUCUUUGCUAAGAUUAAGACAGCCGAUCAGCAAUACCAGGAGGCUUUCAACGCUGAGCUCGAUGCCUUCAAGGAGCGAGUUAGAGGAAGGGCAAAGAUCCGCAUAGAGAAGGCCAUGAAGGAACUGGAAGAGGAAGAACGACAGAAGCGUCUGGGUCCUGGUGGGCUUGAUCCUGUCGAAGUCUAUGAAUCUCUACCACCUGAAAUGCAGAAAUGCUUCGAUGAAAAAGACAUCCAAAUGUUGCAGGAUGUCAUUACCAAAAUGGACCCAACGGAGGCAAAACUUCACAUGAAGAGAUGCAUCGACUCCGGGCUGUGGGUCCCUAAUGCCAAGGCAGAAGGAGAGGGUAAAGAUGAGGAACCCACCUAUGAAGAAGUGAAACAAGUGCAGGAAGAAACAAAGCAGGAGUGACAAGUCUAACCCAAAUGAUUCAUUGCACCCACUGUAUUGCAGCUCCAUUGUGUGUACAUUUAGGUUGCAAAAUAAAUAAAUUAACUUCUCUUAAUAUGUUUUGCUGAGAUCUUGGAGAGGAAUGUUCAGUUCCAACACAAUUUGGAGGCAUCAGGAACCCUGCUUGGACAUUAAAGCUGCUCAAUGUGCUAAAAACUCAUCACUGAAGCUGUUUAUACACUUGGAUUAGGUGUCUGCUUUCUUUGUGCUGGUGUUUCACACUUUUCAGGUUGUUUUUUUUUUAAAUGCUAGUUUUCUACUAACUUCUUGAGCUUAAAGUUGUAUUACGUCCACUCUUCUAAGACUGUCAGUCUAUGCUUUCUAAGUUGAUCGUAAAUUUAAAAGGACAGAAGCCUUCUAAUAGUGUAAGGGUAAAAGACUUUUCCUCAAGUUAGAAUGACAGCCUGUGUUUUUGUAAACUUAAAUUCCACAUUUCCUUAUUCCUCUUACAUAUUGUAGCCAAAAACUUCAUGUCUGCUUCUCAAGGUUUGUUCUUCACCAACCAUAUGUUGAAAGGCUUGAGUGAGUGUUCAUUUAGUCCAAAGACCUAUUAACGUGCUUAAUCAAAUCAUGUGGCACUGUGAAUGGAUUCUCAACUUUAACUCAUGCUUUUAUUUUGACAACUGAUCUUCCCUGACAUUUGCAUGUUGUACCCCAUGUUUUGGAAUACACUUAUGUUUAUGAUGGCUUCAUUUUACUCUGAAGUUCUUAAUUAAAAGGAAUCCCUGU